GAGUCCGCCCGUGCACGCCGGCUGUCCGCUCGCCCGCUCGCACGCCGCCCUCCGCCGCAGUCCGCGCCCAGCCUCGCCCGCACUUCCCCCCUUCAGCCCGCGCCCGGAUCCGGCCAUGCUGUCCUUCCAGUACCCCGACGUGUACCGCGACGAGACCUCCGUGCAGGAGUAUCAUGGACAUAAAAUUUGUGACCCGUAUUCUUGGCUUGAAGACCCAGACAGCGAGCAGACUAAGGCUUUCGUGGAGGCACAAAACAAGAUUACUGUGCCAUUUCUUGAGCAAUGUCCAAUCAGAGGUUUAUACAAGGAGAGAAUGACUGAGCUGUACGACUACCCCAAGUACAGCUGCCACUUCAAGAAAGGAAAGCGGUACUUUUAUUUUUACAAUACAGGUUUGCAGAACCAACGCGUGUUAUAUGUGCAAGACUCCUUAGAGGGGGAGGCCAGAGUGUUCCUGGACCCCAACACACUGUCGGAUGAUGGUACAGUGGCACUCCGAGGUUAUGCCUUCAGUGAAGAUGGCGAAUACUUUGCCUAUGGUCUGAGCGCCAGCGGCUCCGACUGGGUGACGAUCAAGUUCAUGAAGGUCGAUGGUGCCAAAGAGCUCCCGGAUGUGCUGGAGAGAGUCAAGUUCACCUGCAUGGCCUGGACGCAUGACGGGAAGGGAAUGUUCUAUAACUCAUACCCGCAGCAGGACGGGAAGAGCGAUGGCACAGAGACAUCCACCAAUCUCCACCAAAAGCUCUGCUACCACGUCUUGGGGACGGAUCAGUCAGAAGAUAUUUUGUGUGCUGAGUUCCCCGAUGAGCCUAAAUGGAUGGGAGGAGCUGAGCUAUCCGACGAUGGCCGGUACGUCUUGUUAUCCAUCUGGGAGGGAUGUGAUCCAGUAAACCGACUGUGGUACUGUGACCUCCAGCAAGAACCCAAUGGUAUCACCGGAAUCCUGAAGUGGGUAAAACUGAUAGACAACUUUGAAGGAGAAUACGACUACGUAACCAACGAGGGCACAGUGUUCACAUUCAAGACGAACCGCAAUUCUCCCAAUUAUCGGCUGAUCAAUAUCGACUUCACGGACCCUGACGAGUCCAAGUGGAAAGUGCUCGUACCGGAGCACGAGAAGGAUGUCUUAGAAUGGGUGGCUUGUGUCAGGUCCAACUUCCUGGUCUUGUGCUACCUCCAUGACGUGAAGAACAUUCUACAGCUUCACGACCUGACGACUGGUGCUCUCCUCAAGACCUUCCCCCUGGAUGUGGGCAGCGUGGUGGGCUACAGUGGGCGCAAGAAGGACUCUGAGAUCUUCUACCAGUUCACAUCCUUCCUAUCUCCAGGUGUCAUUUACCACUGCGAUCUUACCAAAGAGGAACUGGAGCCCAUGGUUUUCCGAGAGGUGACGGUGAAGGGAAUCGAUGCUGCUGAUUACCAGACAAUCCAGAUUUUCUACCCUAGCAAGGAUGGCACCAAGAUUCCCAUGUUUAUUGUGCAUAAAAAAGGCAUAAAGCUGGAUGGCUCACACCCUGCUUUCUUAUAUGGCUACGGGGGCUUCAACAUCUCCAUUACACCCAACUACAGCGUGUCCAGGCUCAUUUUUGUGAGACAUAUGGGCGGCGUCCUCGCGGUGGCUAACAUCAGAGGCGGCGGUGAAUACGGAGAGACGUGGCACAAAGGUGGUAUCUUGGCCAACAAACAGAACUGUUUUGAUGACUUCCAGUGUGCUGCUGAGUACCUCAUCAAGGAAGGUUACACAUCUCCCAAGAGGCUCACGAUCAACGGAGGCUCCAACGGCGGCCUCUUAGUAGCUGCUUGCGCAAAUCAGCGUCCAGACCUCUUCGGCUGUGUUAUUGCCCAGGUUGGAGUGAUGGACAUGUUGAAGUUCCACAAAUUUACUAUCGGCCAUGCAUGGACCACUGAUUACGGGUGCUCCGACACUAAACAACACUUUGAAUGGCUUCUCAAAUACUCGCCACUACACAAUGUGAAGCUUCCGGAGGCAGACGACAUCCAGUACCCGUCCAUGCUUCUCCUCACGGCUGACCACGACGACCGCGUGGUCCCGCUGCACUCACUGAAGUUCAUUGCCACCCUUCAGUACAUCGUGGGCCGCAGCCGGAAGCAGAGCAACCCCCUGCUCAUCCACGUGGACACCAAGGCCGGCCACGGGGCCGGGAAACCCACCGCCAAAGUGAUAGAAGAAGUCUCGGAUAUGUUUGCGUUCAUAGCACGGUGCCUGAACAUCGAGUGGAUCCAGUAAAUGGGAUUUCCAGUUCCUCCCACCAAACACAGAAAACCUCAAGGGCUUUCACACCAUCCUGACCAAGAAACCACUGGGCAGAGUGCUGCCCUACGUGAGCACUGUGCCUCCGCUCACAGACAGCAAGCCGCUGAGCAGAACUGCCACGGGGAUUUUAUCUUUUCUAGGCUUCAUCUUUCUAGCAAGCCCUUGAUGUUUUGGGUUGGUUUUUUUUUUCCCACUCUCUCCAGGCACAUAUCUUUAAAAGGGGGAAAGGGGGGCAUGUUUGUAUAAGAAACUAAAAGGCAGUGAACAUGUUGUGAAUAUUAGACUCCUGAAUUCGUAAGGGAUCUAAUAAGGUCAUAGUUGGGCAUACCCAUAUAUAAUAGCUCAAUGAAGUUACUUCUCUAACCAUAGCAUAUAAACUUAAAUAAAUGGGAGACCUCAAGGGAGUCUCCACUGCAAUACUAAUAAAUGCUAUUUAAGAGUGGGAGGCUUUAGUUUUGGUUCCUUUGAGAGGCAGCCCUCCAAAUGCAGAUGACUAUCAGAAUAAAGAAUGUAGUCUUUAUGCAACAGGUUAGUUUCCAACAAUGAGAAUCUUAGCACCACUGAAAAGAGGCGGAGUCUAUCCACCUCGUCUGGCUUCGAUGGAUGCAGCUGUGGGAGACUGCUUGCCAUCACCACUGUCACCCAUCCAGGUAAAGAUAGGAUUCUGGUUUGGAUGCCUCGUGGACAAGAGAACUUGCUCUGCACACCUGAGGACUGCCGAGUUUGAAUAACAGCACGUGUAUAGCAUGCUGGGCACAGGCUACUUGUGCCUGUGAUCCCCUGCAGUGGGGGCGGCAGUAGGCAGGUCCUGAGCACUCAGUGGCCAGCCAAGUUAGCCGGAAAUGGUGAGCUUCUGGUUCAUUGAGAGACAGUGUCUCAAGGCAGUAAGGUGGGUGGGGACAGAGAAAGGCAUGGGGCAUCCUGUCUCCAUGUACACGUGCACAAAUGGGCAAACCGGCACACGCAUGCUUGCAUCAUGCACAGAAUCCACAUACAGACACAGAAACUAUGGACUUGAAAAUUAAGAUGAUUCACCUGUUUGCCCGUGUAUUGACUUGGUUACAGAGUAUUUGUAGAAAUGAAACAACGCAAGUAAACUGCCCAAAUAGAGGCGUUUACCCAAUCUCCCAUUAUAACCUGGGGCCAGCAGCAUUUCCCAAGCUUUGUCCCUCCCAGGUUACGUUCCCAGGAAUGCAAUCACACUGUACAGAAAUCAUGUUCCCAUGUGCUCUACCCCAGCCUGCUAAUCUUUGAGGGAACAAUACAAACUCCUCAAACCUAGGCUUUAGAAAUUAUGUUCUGGGUGUGUUUUAACAUCUCACAACAUGCCGUUCCUUUAGCUAUCAGUUUGGGAAUGGUGAUAUCUAGUUUAUAAGGAAAAGAUGUGUUACUUUAUCAGAUGUGAUUAAAAGGAAUACCUUCACUGUACGCAGAGUUGCAACACAGAUCGUCCCGGUGACUGCGUCCAGAUCACAUACAUACGCCUUUUGCCCAUUGUUGCUCCUUGAAUUUUUAUCAAAUUGUGAUCUGAGACCUAGAUACAGCAUUUUCUUUCUCGCCUGCUAAGGCAUACCAAACACCGCUCAACACUGGGGCGGGGUUUGUGCUUCCUGCUCCGGAACCGGGCUGUCCCUGACCAUCAGACUCUAACAUGCCACCAGCCUGCAGGUCACACUGAGGCUGAAAGCAGCAACCUUCAUCACAGCCUGUUGACAGCAUGGCUGCAAGGACAAGGAGUGUGUUUGCGCAUCGAAGCCAGAGGCAGCCUCUGCUGGCCUGCCUAAGUCAUUUGAAGGGAGAUAUCUGAGCAGUUCCCACCAGGGCAUCUCCAGCUCACGCAGAAUCUGAUCACCUUCCCACUAAGGUCUCCUGCACAGCAAAAGUGGGAGUGUAACUCGCAGGGUCUGCUGCAGUGCGAGACCUGUGUCCAAAGCCCAGGGCCCACUGGAGGCCAUGAUGAGAGACAGGGCAGUAUGUGUAUGAGUUCCCAGCACACGUCACUUCUCUGUCCCAGCCUAAGCUGCUUAUCUGUAUAUCUGUUGCAUAUCCGCAGCCACAGACAGAACAUUGCUGUCUUCACGUUUUAAGCUUUAAACUGAGCAGUAAUUAGUGGUCAGAGCACCUGCCACCAAGCCAGUAGAGUUCAGCACCCACAUGGCAAAAGGGAGGAACUGACUCCUGCAGGUUGUGUCCUCUGCCUAUAACAUGCAUGUACAGGAAGUCAAUAAACACUAGAGCUGUUUUAAUUAGGAACUCCCUAAGACUGAAGGCCAGGGCUUCCCAGAGCCGUCUCCCCAUUCCUCACUACCUUUCUGUCCCCGCACUGCCCUUCACCUGUCUCUCAAUGCCAGUGACAUUUGCUGGCAUGUGUUGGGGUGGGGGUUGGGGGUGCCUGCUAUACACAUGAUCUAGAUGCCAUGCCCUCAGAGCAUCUUCGCCUUAGCAAGAUAGUGACAUUUGUGGCAUUUAAUGUGUUCAUACAUGGACGAUUGUGAAAUCCUGCAGUUAUUCGUCAGGCAGCUACAUUGAAAUAGUGGUACUAGUUUGAAAAGCAACCGUGACAACAAGCUCUCUCUACAGUUUGGUGAGGGUUUUAGCAACCAUGGGUAACUUUCUGGAGAAGACCACACAACCAAUACUCAGAACAGGGUGCAGAUACCCAAGGGUUGGCUUAUGGUAGGUAAGAAAGCUGGGUAGGGAGGUGUUUAGAAAGAGGCCAAGAAAAAAAUUCAGGACGUUCAGGCAAAUGGAAUGAGGACAAGGGCUGAUGGAGCAAAGCCGUAUUCUAGGUCUUGUAGAUAUGGAAAACCCUUCUUUCAUCAAAUAGAUCCUCCCAAGGAGGAUAAUGUCUGGUGUUUUCCCUGCCCCAUGCUUCAUUAACCACCCUGUGUUUGAAUGUUUGUUCUCAUGCAGCCCUAUGCAGCAUGUGCCACACCCUUACUCCACUUACUUAGCAAAGGCCCAGGAUUUCCCCGCUAGGGGGUAUACAGAACCACAACCCUAGCAAUUGGACCUUAGGGACAGUUACAAUCUGAACAACUUAUUUCCCCCUAAAACUUAAGAAUUACAAUCUGAGCUCUCAAAGUCAUAGCAUUAGGUGGGGCCUCUGGGGAUUAGGUCAGUGUCUUAGGUUUUUACUGCUGUGAACAGACACCAUGAUUAAGGCAAGUCUUAUAAAGGGCAACAUUUAAUUGGGCCUGCCUUACAGGUUCAGAUAUUCAGUUCAUUAUUAUCAAGGCAACAUCCAGGCAGGCAUGGUGCAGGAGGAGCUGAGAGUUCUACAUCUUCAUCUGAAGGCCACUAGGAGAAGACUGACUUCCAGGCAGUUAGGAUGAGGGUUGUAAAACCCAAGCCCACAGUGACACGCCUAUUCAUACAAGGCCUCACCUCCAAAUAGUGCCACUCCCUGGACCAAGCAUAUUCAAGCCAUGACAGUCAGGAAUGGGGUUGGUGCCUUUUUUAAGCCAGCCUUAUCCCUUCCACCCGGUCUGGGCAAACCAGAGCUGUCAUUUCUAAGUUGGAGCCACCCAGUGUGUGGUGUUUCAUUACAACAGCCGGAAUGGUUGAAGGUACUCACUCUCCUGAUAAGUCAGUGUACACAAAAUACAGUUUCAGGAAUUAAGAGCAUUGGAGAGACAAGUCCGGACAGAUGAACAGUUGAUAACAAGAAGUGCUGUUUCAGUGAAUGUAAAGAGACCACAUUUCAGCAAAGCCCUGGGACAAACAGCAUUGGUGUGAAUGCAGAGCUGGAGGCAGGAAACAGCCAAGCCCCCAAGGAAGUGUGGGGAGCAAGGCAGAGUAGGGGACAGGCUGAAAAGUAGAGUGAACCCAUGAGAAACCACUGGAGUGGGACUGAGAAGUGACCCCAAAGGAGCCAGGGUAAAGCAAGAAGGCCACUUAGAGCAGGUAAUCCUAACGCCACGAAGGGAGCUCGGGGCUAAGAGCAGCAGAAACCUGUAAAUCAACUGGCACACUGAAUCGUAGAAGAACCUCCAUGACAUGCUAUGGGAAAAGCCAGGCUCAAACAACCAUGGGAAGUAUAUUCCACUACAUGAAAUGUCAGUUCAGUGGCUGUUUGGGGUAGGAUAGGGAUAGAGGUUAACUGUUUAGAGAUAAAGGUUGUUACUGGGUCGUGAAAUUUCCAGCGUUGUAUUAAGGUGAAGGUUGAUCCACCCAGUAAAUUUAUGACAUCAUUGAA
Mus musculus (house mouse) is the source of this 6473-nucleotide messenger RNA. RefSeq names its product prolyl endopeptidase (gene Prep). Gene Ontology annotation, biological process: proteolysis. Bases 116 to 2248 code for a protein of 710 amino acids. Gene Ontology annotation, cellular component: cytosol; cytoplasm. The record is from RefSeq and is marked validated. The transcript is spliced from 15 exons. Lineage: Eukaryota; Metazoa; Chordata; Mammalia; Rodentia; Muridae. Gene Ontology annotation, molecular function: serine-type peptidase activity; serine-type endopeptidase activity; peptidase activity.